AUGCUUGGCUCGUCAAGCAAGUUCAUUGCAGCGGCACUCGCCGUCGGUGCCAUUUCGCUCGUCCCCACCGUAUCUGCCGCCAAUUGGACCCGAACCUCCUCCAUCCGUGGCAACGACUUUUUCUCCAAUUUCGAAUGGUUCACCGAUAAAGACCCAACCAACGGUCUCGUCAACUAUCAGUCCCAGAGCAAUGCUCAAUCUCAAAACCUCUCUUUCGUCGAUGGUGACGGUCACUUUGUGAUGGCCGUUUCCACCACACCUGUCGCUCUCGAAGGUCGCAAUAGCGUGCGCAUCACCUCAAAGCAAAGCUACUCGGACGGAGUCUACAUCCUGAACGUGACCCACGUACCCAUCGGUUGCGCUACAUGGCCAGCCUUCUGGACUGCCACCAAAAACCUCGACAGCUGGCCCAUCGGAGGCGAAAUCGACAUCAUGGAAAACGCCAACAACGAAUACAAAGCCAACCUCGUCUCCGCCCACACCAGCUCCUCCUGCACCACACCCACCUCAAUCUCCGACGCCACCGGCACAGUCGCUUACACCAACUGUUCCGCCUAUGCCCCUUCCAACCCGGGCUGUCGAGUCGAAAUGAACGGCACCUCCACUCCAACAUGGGGCACCUCCCUCAACCGCGCUGGAGGAGGAAUCAUCGCAAUGGAGCGAUCCUUCGGAACCACCGGCAAAGGUGUUCGCGUUUGGUACUUCCCCAACAACUCCCCCUCCACUCUCCCCUCCGAUCUCAAACGAAGCAGUUCAAGCGUAAACACGGAUAACUGGCCCACACCAAACGCUUACCUCCCCAUCAGCUCGUGUUAUGCGGACUUUGCAGCACAUAAGAUCAUCUUCGAUAUUACUCUCUGCGGCGAUUGGGCAGGCAACACUUACAACCAGAGUGGAUGUAACGCGCAAUACCCCGCUUGCAGUUAUCAGGUGGGCUAUAAUGGAAGUAGCUUCAAUCAGAGUUAUUGGGAGGUGGAAUCGUUGAGGUUGUUCACAGAGGGUGGGAGCACAGCGAAUGCGAAAAACUCGCCUCAGACGGCGUCUAGUCAGAAGAGCACUCAGUCGGGCGCAAUGUCGUUGGUAACUUCGGGAAGCUCGAAGGUCUUAGCGUUGGUGUUAGCGGUGGUUGCCUCGGUGGCGUUUGUUGCUGCUUUGUAG
Molecule: messenger RNA, 1158 nt
Organism: Ustilago hordei
Lineage: Eukaryota; Fungi; Basidiomycota; Ustilaginomycetes; Ustilaginales; Ustilaginaceae
Exons: 1
Coding region: 1-1158 (385 amino acids)
Biological process (GO): glucan catabolic process
Molecular function (GO): hydrolase activity, hydrolyzing O-glycosyl compounds
Source: RefSeq, a predicted model, not a curated record